Cladocopium goreaui is the source of this 606-nucleotide messenger RNA. The record is from the annotation of a GenBank genome assembly. Lineage: Eukaryota; Dinophyceae; Suessiales; Symbiodiniaceae.
AUGCGCGACCGUUCAAUGUGUAACGAUCCAAAUCAGAAUCCUGUGCUACACGUGUGGUUUGCACGGGACAAAGGUGCCAACUACGGCUUUUGCGAAAUUGCAUCCCAAGAGGAGACAGAGCGCGCUCUGCAGCUGGAUGGCAUGCUGGUUUUAGGUGUGCCCGUUUCCAUCAAGCGGCCGAACGACGCAGUGAGCCCGAUGGGCAUGAUCGGCGGUGUUCCUGUGGGUAUGCAGAUGCCAGGUCAGGGUGGCAUGCUGGCUCUGCCCUCUGCACAGGUGAGCGCUACCAGUCCAGUGAUAAGGAUUGAUGAAAUCUUGAAGGUCGAUGAGAAGACGACAGAGGACGACUACAACGAUGUCAAGGAAGACAUGCAAGAAGGUUGUGGAGCACAUGGAAAGCUCGUCAUGGUGGUUAUUGUAAAGCCAGAGCAUGCGAAGGGCAAUGCUACCUUGAAGCCAGGUGAUGUCUACUUGCAAUGUGCGACCACCGAUGAUGCCACCAACGUGAUGAGAGCAAUGGGCCAUCGCAAGUAUGAUGGCAGGCAAAUCUCAAUGACAUCUUAUGAAGAAAGCAAGUUCAAUACUGAGAUCAGGCCGCUUUUUUGA